Molecule: messenger RNA, 2100 nt
Organism: Callorhinchus milii (elephant shark)
Lineage: Eukaryota; Metazoa; Chordata; Chondrichthyes; Chimaeriformes; Callorhinchidae
Gene: slc25a46
Product: solute carrier family 25 member 46
Exons: 8
Coding region: 73-1326 (417 amino acids)
Biological process (GO): mitochondrial fission; axon development; mitochondrial membrane fission
Cellular component (GO): mitochondrial outer membrane
Source: RefSeq, a predicted model, not a curated record
GUUGAUGACCGUUGGUGGCGCUCGCGCGGUGUCGGUUGGUGACGUUUGCCUUUGGACGGACUCGUUUGUCGGAUGCAUUCGCGGCGCCCGCACGCCUUCGCCGGCGGCCUGAGCUCCCGGGACUACGGGGAUGCAUCGUCGGACGGCUAUCAGCGCCAGGCCCCCGCGCCGCCGUCCGCAAGGUCAUCGGACUACUGCACGGACGACUGGAUAACCGAGGGCCGGUUCCGGGGACAGGCGGCUGGGCCCUGGGGGGAGAGACCGCCCUACAGUGCAGGGGCGGCGGCGACAGAUACUGCGGCGGAAGGGGCGGCGGGCGCUGCCCUUCCCGAGAAGGCGACAGGAUCUACCGAUCAAAUAAAUAGGUUUGCUGGUUUUGGUAUUGGUCUUGCAAGUAUUUUCACAGAGAACGUACUGGCUCAUCCCUGUAUUGUUUUCCGUCGGCAAUGCCAGGUCAAUUUUCAUGCAAAGAAUUAUCAUCUUACUCCUUUCACUGUUGUUAACAUUAUGUAUCACUUCAGCAAAACACAGGGUCCUAAAGGCCUUUGGAAAGGAAUGGGAAGCACAUUUAUUGUGCAAGGAAUAGCCCUGGGUACCGAAGGCAUUAUCAGCGAAUUCACACCACUUCCCAGGGAGGUUUCCCACAAAUGGAGUCCAAAGCAGAUCCUUGGACAUGUUGUACUAAAAGGAUUGACCUGCGCUGUGGCAAUGCCCUUUUACUCGGCUAGCUUAAUCGAGACUGUGCAGAGUGAAAUCAUAAGAGAUAAUCCAGGGAUACUAGAUUGUGUAAAGGAAGGUAUUUGCAAAGUUUUGGGAAUGGGUGUGCCUCACAGCAAACGUCUGCUUCCUCUUGGAGUCUUGGUCUUUCCUACUGUCUUACACGGAAUACUUCAUUAUGUCAUCAGUGCUGUCAUCCAGAAGAUUGUUUUGUUUAUUCUACGGAGAAAAUCGCCACUUCAUGACCCCGCUGAGGGUUCUAGUUCUGUGCAAACUGUGCUGGAUGCUUAUUUCCCAGAACUUAUAGCUAGUUUUGUUGCAAACCUCUUUGCAGAUGUUUUAGUUUACCCACUGGAAACCGUGCUUCACCGUCUUCACAUUCAAGGAACUCGUACCAUAAUUGACAACACAGACCUUGGGUUUGAAGUACUUCCAAUUAACACUCAGUAUGAGGGAAUGAGAGACUGCAUUAACAUAAUCAAACGUGAAGAAGGAAUAUUUGGCUUCUAUAAAGGCUUUGGAGCAGUUAUAGUACAGUACACAUUGCACGUUGCUGUUCUACAGAUCACCAGAAUUAUAUAUUCCACUUUGUUGCAAAAUGUAACUUAAGUACGGAGUAUAUAAGGUACAGAGUAAAUUGAAUAACCCUCAGUGAUGAAACGUAAAAAAGAUGAAUCUAUGUUGUAAAUGUAAUGAGCACUUGAUUGCUAUAUUUAAAAUACUGAGCUGGAGAAAAUCUUGUUUCACACAUUGCUGAAUUGAUGAUGUCCACAAUUUGUUUUUAAUAUGUAAAAUAACCUAUAGCUGUUAUGACCUAUGUCUAUUUCUGUGUAUGCUUCUAAUCUUUUAGCAUAUUGUAUCAAAUGCAAUCUAGCAACAAUUUCAACUUGUAUAAAAGCAAGUACUGAGAGUGAUGAGUAAUUGAAUUUUUCAAUCAUUCUCCAAAUCAAAUGCACUAAUCAGCAUAAUUAGAGAUGUUUCACCAUUAUUGUUUUGAUACCUAUGUAAAAAGUGUAACUGUACCUUUUUUUUUCCAGGUUGAUUAUAGCUUUUCACAUUAUAAAUUUGUUUUUUCAUUAGUCAUGAUAUGGUGUGGUCCUCAUCAAUGUGAAUUGAAUCGUCUUUAGAUCUCAAAUGGCCUAUUCACAUAAAGAAUAUUUGAUUUUAAAAGAAACAAGAAUAGGAUAGUCUUAACUAGCCCAAUUUUGGUUCUAGAGCUGCAGUGCUCUUAUCUACACUAUUGUCAUGCAGGUGGUUUCUCUUGUGAACAAUUACCGGGCUGUUUAUGGUAAAAGGUAUCAUAUGUAUGGAUUAAAUCUGUAAAAAUAUUGUGUUGGCUUUAAAUAACAUUACCAUAUAAUUCAUAAAAUAUAUUGAUGGAGA